Messenger RNA from Gavia stellata (red-throated loon), 1731 nucleotides. It is a transcript of the gene PIP5K1B, whose product is annotated as phosphatidylinositol-4-phosphate 5-kinase type 1 beta. Gene Ontology annotation, molecular function: phosphatidylinositol kinase activity. The transcript has 14 exons. Gene Ontology annotation, biological process: phosphatidylinositol metabolic process. Lineage: Eukaryota; Metazoa; Chordata; Aves; Gaviiformes; Gaviidae. The record is from RefSeq and is a predicted model, not a curated record. The coding region runs from base 72 to 1694 and encodes 540 amino acids.
CAUUAACACCAUCAAUGAAUGGCUUGAUCUUCAUUCUCAUCUCCAGAUGACUUGUGCUGUUGUUCAUAAGGAUGUCGUCUGUUACUGAAAAUGGAGAUGUUACUGCUGGAAAGCCAAAUGAAGAGAAAACCUAUAAAAAGACUGCAUCCUCAGCUAUUAAAGGUGCUAUUCAGCUGGGAAUAGGCUACACAGUAGGAAGCCUUACAUCAAAACCAGACAGAGAUGUUCUUAUGCAGGACUUCUAUGUAGUGGAAAGUGUCUUCCUACCAAGUGAAGGGAGCAAUCUCACCCCUGCUCAUCAUUACCCUGACUUCAGAUUUAAGACGUAUGCACCUCUUGCCUUCCGCUAUUUCAGAGAACUUUUUGGUAUCAAGCCUGAUGAUUACUUGUACUCAAUCUGCAAUGAGCCUUUAAUUGAAUUAUCCAACCCAGGUGCCAGUGGGUCCUUAUUUUUUGUAACUAGUGAUGACGAGUUUAUCAUCAAAACAGUUCAACACAAAGAGGCUGAGUUUCUUCAGAAGCUCUUGCCAGGUUAUUAUAUGAAUCUGAACCAGAAUCCAAGAACUCUUCUACCCAAGUUUUAUGGGCUGUACUGUGUUCAGUCAGGAGGCAUUAAUAUUAGAAUUGUUGUAAUGAACAAUAUUUUGCCACGAGCCUUGAAAAUGCAUUUCACAUAUGACUUGAAAGGCUCCACAUACAAACGGAGAGCAUCAAGAAAAGAGAGGGAGAAGUCCAACCCUACAUUCAAAGACUUGGAUUUCUUGCAAGACAUGCAUGAAGGGUUGUAUUUUGACUCUGAAACACACAGCGCACUAAUGAAAACACUACAGCGCGAUUGCCGAGUUCUAGAAAGUUUUAAGAUCAUGGAUUACAGUCUGCUGCUGGGAAUCCACAUACUGAACAGUAACAUGAAGGAAAAAGAGGGAGAGUGUUCACAGAGCGCAUUGGAUGCGAAACGUCCUGGAGGGCAGAAAGUUCUCUAUUCCACCGCCAUGGAGUCUAUACAGGGCCCUGGGAAGUCAGGGGAUUCUGUCACCACAGAGACAACAAACACAAUGGGAGGUAUUCCAGCUAAAAGCCAUAAAGGAGAAAAGCUGCUUCUAUUUAUGGGUAUUAUUGAUAUUCUCCAGUCUUAUAGGUUAAUGAAGAAGCUGGAACAUUCUUGGAAAGCUCUUGUUUAUGAUGGGGACACUGUUUCAGUUCACCGACCAAGUUUUUAUGCAGACAGAUUUUUAAAGUUUAUGAGUACAAGAGUUUUCAGGAAAGUUCAAGCUUUAAAGUCUUCACCUUCAAAGAAACGGUGCAAUUCCAUCACAGCCCUAAAGGCAACAUCACAAGAAAUAGUGUGUGUGGUUAGCCAGGAGUGGAAGGAUGAAAAGCAUGGUGUUCUUGCUGAAGGACAGAGCUAUGCCAGCCUUGAUGAAGAAGUACUAGGUUCGCACCACCAGCCGGAUCUAGUGCCGAGCAUUCCAUCUCUGUUUGAAGCGGCUUCCUUGGCAACCACAAUUUCUUCUUCUUCCUUGAAUGCAGAUGAGCAUUAUCAACGUGAUCAACCUAUGCUCUGUUCCAGCAGUAAAGGGUUGCCUUCAAGUUCAACAUUCACUUUAGAAGACAGUGCCAUCUAUUUGACUUCAGAACAGAGCACACUGGAAAUGGAAAAUGAUAAUGCUUCAGUUUUGGAUGUCUACUUAUAACAAAGAAUACAAGAAGAGUAAAACUAAGAGAAGUGAC